Molecule: messenger RNA, 1475 nt
Organism: Hyla sarda
Lineage: Eukaryota; Metazoa; Chordata; Amphibia; Anura; Hylidae
Exons: 4
Coding region: 861-1439 (192 amino acids)
Source: RefSeq, a predicted model, not a curated record
UACAAGGAUGCCUAAUUUAUAUAAGAACGGCUUCUGUACCGCAUCUGCUAAAAGCAUAUUUGAAGAGCUUGUAUGGAGGUAUUGAAAAACACAUGAAGUUACUGGACUUGGCUGAUAAGUGUUCAACAUGUGUUGAAGGUUGAAAGAAGAUCUAAUAUCAGAGAAAGCAUUUAGCCCAGGCAUUUUGCUCUCAGAGUGGAACAAGAUGAAAAGAGAGUUUUGACGCACUGCUGUGGCAUACCCAGCAUGGAAUUGGGACAUCCGAAGAAGAAGAUUCUGGAUCCAUCCGAUCACCGAUGCAAGGAUGACCCAUGGUGUUCACAGCACCUUGUAUGCGGAGCUGCGACAGCUCUCUGACAAAUUCCUACGCUACCUAAGGAUGACCAUCAACUCCUUUGAUGAGCUUCUACGCAUUGGUGACAAGAUCCGCCACCAAGAUACCCACCUCAGAAGGAGCAUCUCACCAGAGGAACGCCUCAUCGUCACCCUCAGGUAUGUAGGAUUUUUUUUUAUCUGACUUUUUAUUAUGUAAUUUUAAGCACUUUAUUUACUCUUUUUUUUUUCUUUUUUAGGUUCCUGUCAUCCGGUGAGAGCUUUUCGUCUGCAUUUCCAGUUCCGUCUUGGAGUAUCCACCAUCUCUGGAAUUGUCCAUACCACCUGCGUGGCCCUGUGGGAGUGCCUUCUUGAAGACUACCUUCCUGAACCCUCUGCACAAGGUUGGCUGGACAUCGCAGAGAAAUUCCAGAACGUUACACAGUUUCCAAACUGUGUGGGAGUGAUUGACGGAAAGCACAUCAGGAUCCAGAAGCCGGCGCAAACGGGAAUUCUACAACUACAAGAAGUUAUUCUCGACAAUUCUGAUGACCAUUGCUGAUGCCCAGUAUCGUUUCAUCGCUGUGGACAUUGGGGCCUAUGGAAGAACCAACGACUACCGUGUGUUCAAGACCUCAGCCAUGGGGAGGAGGAUCUACGCUGGUGAGAUGGGACUUCCGGAACCAAGGGCCUUUCCUGGGACUGAUGGACCUCCUAUGCCUUUUGUUUUUAUCGGGGACAAGGCCUUCCAGAUGUGUGCCAAUUUGUUGAAGCCCUACUCCAGCAGAGGACUAGACCACCGGCAGCGGAUCUACAAUUACCGUUUGUCCCAUGCCAGAAGAUACGUGGAGUGCGCAUUUGGAAUUUUGACUGCGAAGUGGCGGAUCUUCACAAGGCCAAUGCAACUGAGCCCGGAAUUUGCUGAUGAAGUUGUUAAGGCAUCAGUUGUUCUCCACAACUUUCUUCUCACCAAAGAGCCUCUCAACACAGAUCCCGAGGAAGUGGAAACAACUCUGCCAGGACUACAGCAACUACCCCGAAGAUCAACCCUCGCCGUCAUGCGCAUCGGUGACGAUUAUUUCCUUAUGGAAGCUGGCAGGGUGCCUUGGCAGGAUUGGAUGGUGUGAACUUUAAAAACUUGGACUUGUAUUUUUUAACUUUUU